Messenger RNA from Esox lucius (northern pike), 2921 nucleotides. RefSeq names its product VPS51 subunit of GARP complex (gene vps51). Gene Ontology annotation, cellular component: membrane; GARP complex; EARP complex. Bases 132 to 2648 code for a protein of 838 amino acids. The record is from RefSeq and is a predicted model, not a curated record. Gene Ontology annotation, biological process: lysosomal transport; Golgi vesicle transport; endocytic recycling. The transcript is spliced from 11 exons. NCBI's taxonomy places the organism in Eukaryota, Metazoa, Chordata, Actinopteri, Esociformes, Esocidae.
AAUACGGUAAAAUCCUGUUUGCGGUAGUAAACUGGUGAAUUGCAGACUGUGUUUAGCUGGCUGUCAGUUGUAUUUAACUACUAUUUGAUUAGUUUUGCAAUUCACAACAAUUUCACGGUUAAUCGAUCGAAAUGGACGGGGAUGUUAGUAAUGCGGACACAACCCCACCUGACUCCGACCCAGCGCGGAAGCGCAGAGUACACGGGAUGUUGAAGCUUUAUUAUGGGCUGAACGAGGAAGGAAAGACCGUGGAUCAAGCGGAGUCCCUGGAUCCCUGCGAUAUAAAUGGGCCGCAUUUCGAUCCUGAAGUGUAUCUCAAUAAGCUCAGGAGAGAAUGCUCCCUUGGAGAGCUGAUGGACCAGGAGAGCUGCAUGGUGAAGCAGAUCCGCUCCUUAGACAGUGACAUGCAGACAUUGGUGUAUGAGAACUACAACAAGUUUAUCUCUGCCACAGACACCAUCAGAAAAAUGAAGAAUGAUUUUAAGAAGAUGGAGGACGAAAUGGACUGCCUGACAACCAACAUGGCUGCUAUCACAGUGUUCAGUGCACGUAUCAGUGGGACUCUUCAGGACCAGCAUGCACAAAUCACCAAACUGUCAGGAGUCCACACUCUCUUGAGGAAACUGCAGUUCCUGUUUGAGCUGCCUGCCAGGCUGAAUAAGUGUUUGGAGCUCCAGGCCUACGCCCAGGCCGUGACCUCCCAUCGCCGUGCCCGCUGCGUGCUGCAGCAGUACAGCCACAUGCCCUCCUUCAGGGGCAUCCAGGAUGACUGCCACGCUAUCAUGGACAAGCUGGCGCAGGAGCUCAGGCAGAAGUUCAGAGAUGGCGGUUCGAGUGCCAAGGACCUUUCGGAGUGUGUGGAGCUCCUUUUGCAGCUGGAUGAGCCAGCCGAGGAGCUCUGUGACAAGUUCCUGACCCACGCCAGGUCGCGACUGGAAGCAGACCUCCUGGGACUCGAGGCGGAGCUGCGACCAGUGUUGUCCAUUGGACCAACAUCUGUGGUAGUUCCCUCCACUGGCCCUGCCGGCAGACUGUCUGCUACACCUACCGCCGGGUCCCCCAUCGACCCCACCUCCCCCGGCAACCCCUUCCUCUCUCCCAGCUCAAGGACCGACAUUCUUGAAUUCAUAGACAGAGGUUGUAACGAAUUUGUCAGCAGCCUUUGCCUAGUCAUCGCCUCAUACCAAGAGCUGUUCGUCAACCGUCCACAAGAGAGUAACCUGGCCUACAAAAACAUCCCCCAGAUGGCUGUUGGAAAGCUACAUGCUUUUGUGGACUCCCUGGCCGCCCGCUACUUCUCCCUGGUGGAGAGGAGGAUACAGGAGGAGAAAAGUGUUGGAGACAACUCCCUCCUGGUCCGCGCUCUGGACCGCUUCCACCGCAGGCUCCAGGCAGUGGCCAAACUGCUGCCUGGGUCUGCCGUGCCCAGCCAGGGGACUGAGAUAGUUGUGCGUGCAGCCAGGGAGAGGGUGAAGCAGUACCUGGCAGCCCUGCAGAGCUUCUACCUGGACAGCCUGACCGACGUGAGGCAGGCCCUAGCGGCCCCUCGGCUGGGUGGAAGCUCGGCUGGAGGUGGGUCUCACCUCGGGGUACCGGCCGCUGGGAAAGAUGCUCUGGCCAGCUUGCCGGAGCUCCUCUCCUCUCUGUCCGCCUCCAUUCUCAAUCAGAUCAAGACGGUGCUGGCGUCCGUGCACCUCUUCACUGCAAAAGACAUCACCUUCUCCAACAAACCCUACUUCAAGGGGGAGUUCUGUAGCCAGGGUGUUCGCGAGAGCCUGGUGGUUAACUUCAUCAAAUUUGUGUGCCAGUCGUCACGUCAGUUCUGUGAGAGCGCGGUUGACCGGGGCGGCUCUACACCCCCUGCCCUUCUACUGCUGCUGUCGCGCCUUUGCCUGGACUAUGAAACCUCCACCAUCUCCUACAUUCUGACCCUCACAGACGAGCAGUUCCUGGUGCAGCAUCACUCUCCUGUCACAGCAGUUACAGCUUUGUGUGGUGAAGCCCGAGAAGCAGCGCAGAAGCUACUAAACCACUACGUCAAGGUUCAGGGCCUCAUCAUAUCCCAGAUGCUGAGGAAGAGUGUGGAGACACGGGACUGGGUCAACACCAUCGAGCCGAGGAACGUGCGUGCCGUGAUGAAGAGGGUGGUGGAGGACACAACCUCUAUUGAUGUCCAGGUGGGCCUCCUCUACGAGGAGGGAGUGAGGAAGGCACAUAGCAGUGACUCCAGUAAAAGGACGUUCUCGGUUUACAGCAGCUCCAGGCAGCAGAGCCGCUACACUCCCAGCUACACACCCAGUGCUCCCAUGGAUACUAAUCUCAUGAGUAAUAUACACAAGCUCUUCUCAGAGCGGAUAGACAUCUUCAGUCCUGUGGAGUUUAACAAGGUCUCUGUGUUGACCGGGAUCAUAAAGAUCAGCCUGAAGACGUUCCUGGAGUGUGUCCGUCUGCGUACCUUUGGUCGUUACGGCCUGCAGCAGAUCCAGGUGGACUGUCACUACCUGCAGAUGUACCUGUGGCGCUUCGUCUCUGAUGAGAACCUGGUCCACUUCCUGCUCGAUGAGAUAGUGGGCAGCACUGCCCACCGCUGCCUUGACCCCGCUCCUAUGGAGCAGAGCGUCAUCGAGGUCAUCUGUGAGAGAGGUUAAAGGCCAGAGGUCAUACCAGUUCAAGAACUGAUGUAUUGAGAUGGUGAAAUUGAAGAUUUUGUUGUAACUGUUGUUAGAACAAAACAUUGAAUUCCUUGAUGUGAACUAGUGGAAGAAGGUCUUGUGCUUGAUACACUGGAUUUCCAUGAUGUAAAUGUGGGGUCAACAGAUGGAUAAAUUAAACAUUAUUAUGAAUGAUGUAAUGUUAUUUCUAAUUAAUUAUGACUAAUGAAAAUGUAAUAAUAUGAUGUAAUAAACUAAAUCAUAAACACA